AUGUCUUCACUAUCCAGCGAACACCAACAAAACAGACAAACCUAUAACAUGUUAAAAUCCGAAAUUCUGAAUAGUUUAAUCCUCUUGGCUCAGCAAUUUCAAUCCGAAAACUUAUCAAUCGAAGAAAUCAACAAUUCUGUGAACCAAUUCAUUCUCCUUGUUAACAAGACCAUUAUGACAACAGAAGAUAAACACGAACAGAACACUCUUUUGGAGUUAAAGCAGCAAGUUGAAAGUAAUUACGAAUAUCUUCUCGAAACAUAUGAGCAAGCUGUACAAGAUGAAUUAGAUGAUACACUCAUAUCAAAUGAGAUCCAAAAUGGCGUGGAUAACAAUUCUUUCGCGAACGUAAAAUCUGAUUUUGAAAGGCGAAUCCAGAAUUUAGCUGACCAAAUCAAUCAAGGCGCCCUCGUUCUUGAUGAUGUCAUCGAUCAAUCCGAAUUUAUGAACAAAUUGCUCGAUGAAGCGAUUCAACAAACAAAUGAUAAGGAAAUCCAAUUAGAAUUCAUUGUUAUGUUGGAGAAAUUGAACAGCAUUGUCGAUAAGUACCUUGAGAGCCACAAAAAGGUCGAAGAAGAAGAGCCAAUCAAAGUUCCAUCAGAAAAUGCAGGAAUUGACGAGCUCCAUCAAUCUACUAAUGCUGCAAUUAAGACACCUACUGAACAAUUAAUUGCAACAGACGACAAGAAUGAAAGAGAAGCCAUUGCCAAACAAAUCGACCAAAUUAACUCUUCAUUUAACAACUAUCUCUCAGUUGUUGACAAAGAUCUCGACUCUGUUACUAAAGAAGAAUCCAAGAACAGCACUGCAGCAGAAGAAACAGAACCAGUUUCAUCAGAAAUGGCUUCAAUUGUAUCAAGAGACAUUGAUUUGGGAGAAAACAUUGGAAAUGAAACUGAAGAAGAAGACGAAGAAAUCAAAGUCGUUGGCGUAUCUUCAAACAAGAAAGAAGAAACCAAACAAAUUGAAGAAAAGAGAAUUCAGGAGCAAAAGAUGGUCGAAGAAACAAGAAAAGCUGAAGAAAACAAGAAGAUUGAAGAAGAAAAGAGAGCUGCUGAAACAAAGAGAAUUGAGGAUCAGAAGAGAUUGGAUGAAGAAAAGAAGAUUCAAGAGCAAAAGAAGAAAUUAGAAGAGGCCAAAAGAAUUGAAGAACAAAAGAAGAUUGAAGAAGCAAAGAAGAAACUGGAAGAAAAGAAAGCUGCUGAAUUAAAGAAGGCAGAAGAACAAAAGAGAGCUGAAGAAGAAAAGAAGAAAUUGGAGGAAGAAAGAAAAGCUGAAGAAAAGAGAAAGAUCGAAGAGGCUAAAAGAAUAGAAGAACAAAAACAAAUCGAAGAAGCCAAGAAAGCAGAAGAACAAAAUAAAGUUGAAGAGAUUAAGAAAGAAGAACAAAAGAAAUCAAAGAAUGAAGCAGAAGUUGCAAAGAGUGAAAACAAGAUAACAAAAGAAGAAGAGAGUAAGAGCAGUAAUAUGGCAGCUUUAAUUGUUGCAGGAGUUGCUAUUGCUGGACUUGUUGCUGCAGGAAUUAUUAUCUAUCGUAAAAUGAAAUAA
Trichomonas vaginalis G3 is the source of this 1548-nucleotide messenger RNA. RefSeq lists its product as uncharacterized. The transcript has a single exon. The record is from RefSeq and is a predicted model, not a curated record. Lineage: Eukaryota; Parabasalia; Trichomonadida; Trichomonadidae. Bases 1 to 1548 code for a protein of 515 amino acids.